This is a messenger RNA of Prunus armeniaca (apricot), 861 nucleotides long. The record is from the annotation of a GenBank genome assembly. Lineage: Eukaryota; Viridiplantae; Streptophyta; Magnoliopsida; Rosales; Rosaceae.
AUGGCGAAUUACCAGAACCAAUAUGGUGCAACGCCCCAAUCUACAAAUGAGUAUGGGAACCCACUCACCACCUACACCAGAUCAGAGCCCCAAUCUACAAAUGAGUAUGGGAACCCGCUUACCACCUACACCGGAUCAGAGCCCCAAUCUACAGAUGAGUAUGGGAACCCACUCACCACCUACACCAGAUCAGAGCCCCACUAUACAGAUGAGUAUGGGAACCCAGUCCGCGAAAAGGGGAUGAUGGACAGGAUCAAGGAGAAGCUCCCAGGUACUCAUGACCCCUACUCAUCUCAUUCUCAGAAAACCUACCCCACUGCACGUUACGGUGAAACCGGCUACACUGGAUCGGAGCAGCACCAUGGGAGGAUGGAGAAGAUUACUGACCCCUACUCACCUCAUUCUCAGACAACCUACCCCACUGCACGUUACGGUGAAACCGGCUACACUGAAUCGGAGCAGCACCAUGGGAGGAUGGACAAGAUUACUGACCCCUACUCAUCUCAUUCUCAUACAACCGGCACCACUGCACGUUACGGUGAAACCGGCUACACCGGAACAGAGUACCGCCAGCGGAAGGGCACGAUGGACAAGAUCAAGGAUAAGCUGACUGGGACUGGGGGACAUAGGGCGGAUGAUCCCUACUCAUCUCAUUCUCAUACUCAUACAACCGCCACCACCACACCUUACGGUGGCACCACCACCACAUCUUCACCUUACGGUGACACCACCACCAUACCUUACGGUGGCACCACCACCACACCUUCAUCUUACGGUGGCACCGCCACCACCACCUACCCCCGUGAAAAGAAGGGCAUGAUGGACAAGAUCAUAGACAAACUUGAUGGACGACAUUAUUAA